GCGGGGACAAUGCGCGCCGCCCGUGCGCUCCGCCCGCCGCGUCCGGCCGCCCGCAGCCGCCGCGCCCGCACCUGACCAUGGAGUGCGCCCUCCUGCUCGCGUGCGCCCUCCCCGCCGCCGGCUCCGGCCCGCCGUGGGGUCCGGCGGGACUGGGGCGCGUGGCCAAGGCGCUCCAGCUGUGCUGCCUCUGCUGUGCGUCGGUCGCCGCAGCCUUAGCCAGUGACAGCAGCAGCGGCGGCAGCGGAUUAAACGAUGAUUACGUCUUUGUCACGCCAGUAGAAGUGGACUCGGGCGGGUCGUAUAUUUCACACGACAUUUUGCACAACGGCAGGAAAAAGCGGUCGGCGCAGAGUGCCAGCAGCUCCCUGCAUUACCGAUUUUCAGCAUUUGGACAGGAACUACAUUUAGAACUUAAGCCCUCGGCGAUUUUGAGCAGUCACUUUAUUGUCCAGGUACUCGGAAAAGAUGGUGCUUCAGAGACUCGGGAACCCGAGGUGCAGCGAUGUUUCUAUCAGGGAUUUAUCAGAAAUGACAGCUCCUCCUCCGUCGCUGUGUCUACGUGUGCCGGCUUGUCAGGUCUAAUAAGGACACGAAAAAAUGAAUUCCUCAUCUCGCCGUUACCUCAGCUCUUGGCCCAGGAACACAACUACAGCUCACCUGCAGGCCACCAUCCUCACGUACUGUACAAAAGGACAGCCGAGGAGAAGGUCCAGCGUUGCCAUGGCUACCCGGGGUCCAGCCAGAAUUAUCUUGGUCACCCCCCAAGUCACUCUCCCCACACAUCUCAGAGUCAAGAAACAGAGCAUCACCAUCGAAGGUUGCAAAAGCAGCAUUUUUGUGGACGACGCAAGAAAUAUGCCCCCAAGCCUCCCCCAGAGGACACCUAUCUCAGGUUUGAUGAAUACGGGGGCGCAGGGCGGCCCAGAAGAUCAGCUGGAAAAUCACAAAAGGGCCUAAACGUGGAAACCCUUGUGGUAGCAGACAAGAAAAUGGUGGAAAAGCACAGCAAGGCAAAUGUCACCACGUACAUUCUUACAGUCAUGAACAUGGUUUCCAGCUUAUUUAAAGAUGGGACCAUUGGAAGUGAUAUAAACGUUGUUGUGGUGAGCCUCAUUCUUCUGGAACAAGAACCAGGAGGAUUAUUGAUCAACCAUCAUGCAGACCAGUCUCUGAAUAGUUUUUGUCAGUGGCAGUCUGCCCUCAUUGGAAAGAAUGGCAAGAGGCACGACCACGCCAUCUUACUCACGGGAUUUGAUAUUUGUUCCUGGAAGAAUGAACCAUGUGACACUCUAGGGUUUGCCCCGAUCAGUGGAAUGUGCAGUAAGUACCGAAGUUGUACCAUCAAUGAGGACACGGGGCUUGGCCUGGCCUUCACCAUAGCUCAUGAGUCAGGGCACAAUUUUGGCAUGAUUCACGAUGGAGAAGGCAACCCCUGCAGGAAGGCUGAGGGCAAUAUCAUGUCUCCCACGCUGACGGGAAACAAUGGGGUGUUUUCGUGGUCUUCGUGUAGCCGGCAAUAUCUCAAGAAAUUCCUUAGUACACCUCAGGCUGGGUGUCUGGUGGAUGAGCCCAAGCAAACAGGACAGUAUAAAUAUCCGGACAAACUCCCAGGACAGAUUUAUGAUGCUGACACACAGUGCAAGUGGCAAUUUGGAGCAAAAGCCAAGUUAUGCAGCCUCGGUUUUGCGAAGGACAUUUGCAAAUCACUUUGGUGCCACCGAGUGGGCCACAGAUGUGAGACCAAGUUUAUGCCUGCGGCGGAAGGGACCGUUUGUGGCUUGAGUAUGUGGUGUCGGCAAGGCCAGUGUGUAAAGUUUGGGGAGCACGGGCCCCGGCCCGUCCACGGCCAGUGGUCUGCCUGGUCAAAGUGGUCAGAAUGUUCCCGAACUUGCGGUGGAGGAGUCACGUAUCAAGAAAGACACUGCAAUAACCCCAAGCCUCAGUAUGGUGGCAAGUUCUGUCCAGGUUCUAGCCGUAUUUAUCAGCUGUGCAACAUUAACCCCUGUGAUGAAAAUAGCUUGGAUUUUCGAGCCCAGCAGUGUGCAGAAUAUAACAGCAAACCUUUCCGUGGAUGGUUCUACCAGUGGAAACCCUAUACGAAAGUGGAAGAGGAAGAUCGAUGUAAACUGUACUGCAAGGCUGAGAACUUUGAAUUUUUUUUUGCAAUGUCCGGCAAAGUGAAAGAUGGGACCCCUUGCUCCCCACACAAAAAUGAUGUCUGUAUCGAUGGGAUUUGUGAACCAGUGGGAUGCGAUCUUGAACUUGGCUCUAAAGCGGUCUUGGAUGCCUGCGGUGUCUGCAAAGGUGAUAAUUCGACUUGCAAGUUUUAUAAAGGCCUGUACCUCAACCAGCACAAAGCAAAUGAGUAUUAUCCAGUCGUCAUCAUUCCAGCAGGGGCCCGAAGCAUUGAAAUCCAGGAACUACAGAUAUCCUCCAGUUACCUCGCAGUCCGAAGCCUCAAUCAGAAGUAUUACCUCACAGGGGGCUGGAGCAUCAACUGGCCUGGGGAGUUCACCUUUGCUGGGACCGUGUUUGAAUACCAGCGGGGCUUCAACCACCCAGAACAUCUUUAUGCACCAGGACCCACAAAUGAGACGCUGGUCUUUGAAAUUCUGAUGCAAGGCAAAAAUCCGGGGAUAGCUUGGAAGUAUGCACUUCCCAAGGUCAUGAAUGGAACUCAGCCAGCCUCAAAAAGGCACAUCCACGCCUGGAGUACAGUGCAGUCCGAUUGCUCCGUCUCCUGUGGUGGAGGUUACAUAAGUGUAAAGGCCAUUUGCUUACGAGAUCAGAAUACUCAAGUCAAUUCCUCGUUCUGCAAUGCAAGAUCCAAGCCAGCAACUGAACCCAAAACAUGCAAUGCUUUCUCCUGCCCUGCCUAUUGGAAGCCGGGCGAAUGGAGUGAGUGCAGUAGGUCGUGUGCGGGGGGCCAGCAGAGCCGGAAGAUCCAAUGUGUCCAGAAGAAGCCCUUCCAAAAGGAGGAAGCAGUGUUACAUUCUCUCUGCCCAGUGAGCACACCCACUCAGGUUCAAGUCUGCAACAAUGAUGCCUGCCCUCCAGAGUGGAGCCUCGGGCCCUGGUCUCAGUGUUCCAAGACCUGUGGGCGAGGGGUGAGGAAACGAGAAAUCCUGUGCAAAAGUUCUGCCACAGCAGAGGUCCUCCCCGAGAGCCUGUGCUCCAGCAUCCCGAGACCAGAGUCACAGGAGGGCUGUGUCCUAGGACGAUGCCCCAAAAACAACCGGCUGCAGUGGAUCGUCUCUUCAUGGAGUGAGUGUUCCGUGACCUGUGGUUUGGGUGUGAGGAAGAGGGAAAUGAAAUGCAGCGAGAAGGCCUUCCAGGGAAAGCUGAUAACUUUCCCAGAGCGAAGAUGUCGCAAUAUUAAGAAACCAAACCUGGACUUGGAAGAAACCUGCAACCGAGGGGCUUGUCUGGCUCGUCCAGUGUACAAUAUGGCAGCUGGAUGGUAUUCAUCGCCAUGGCAACAGUGCACGGUGACCUGUGGAGGAGGGGUCCAGACCCGGUCAGUCCACUGUGUUCAGCAGGGCCGGCCUUCCUCAAGUUGUCUGCUCCGUCAGAAACCUCCAGUGCUCCGAGCCUGUAAUACCAACUUUUGUCCAGCUCCUGAAAAGAGAGAGGAUCCAUCCUGUGUAGAUUUCUUCAGCUGGUGUCAUCUAGUUCCUCAGCAUGGUGUCUGCAACCACAAGUUUUAUGGUAAACAGUGCUGCAAGUCAUGCACAAGGAAGAGCUGAUCUUGAUGGCCUCUCCAACACAGUAGGGCCAGGGUCUUACCUUUCAACCUCUGGAGAGACCAGCCACCUUUCAGAUCGAAAGCUGAACACUGCAAACCACUUGUGAGCUGCAGUAUUUGAGGAGCUGGCUCUGAAGAACAGACUGCCUCUUUCUUCACUUCCCCAAAGCACAUGGUACUCAGAAGCACUUGAAAAUGGGAAGCGAUGACAAAUCUGACUUACAAAAAAACAGAAACAAAACAACUUUGAUUUGCACUGUUACAUGCAAGAAAUGAUGAAUCACGCCGACAUACAGCAAAUUUAUAAUUUUGACAAAGUGAGAAUCUUGUCAACUUUCGGACAUCAACUUUGGGACAGAUUCCCCUUUGAACGUCAGAGGGUUCCAUGACAAAGACAUCUGUUUUGAAAAGGUCGUUUAAGACUGCAGGUCAAAGACUGAGACUUGAAGCAAUCAACUAUGGAUGGAACGCCUUGCCUAACAGUUACUUGGAGCUCACAGUUUGACUGAACUGUGGACACGUUAAACCAGGAGUCACGCAAGAAGCCAAAUGGAGCUCGUGGU
Diceros bicornis minor is the source of this 4308-nucleotide messenger RNA. It is a transcript of the gene ADAMTS18, whose product is annotated as ADAM metallopeptidase with thrombospondin type 1 motif 18. Gene Ontology annotation, cellular component: extracellular matrix. The transcript is spliced from 23 exons. Gene Ontology annotation, biological process: extracellular matrix organization; proteolysis. Lineage: Eukaryota; Metazoa; Chordata; Mammalia; Perissodactyla; Rhinocerotidae. The coding region runs from base 78 to 3746 and encodes 1222 amino acids. Gene Ontology annotation, molecular function: metalloendopeptidase activity. The record is from RefSeq and is a predicted model, not a curated record.